Messenger RNA from Thyridium curvatum, 1371 nucleotides. RefSeq lists its product as uncharacterized. The transcript is spliced from 5 exons. Lineage: Eukaryota; Fungi; Ascomycota; Sordariomycetes; Thyridiales; Thyridiaceae. The record is from RefSeq and is a predicted model, not a curated record. Gene Ontology annotation, cellular component: phosphopyruvate hydratase complex. Gene Ontology annotation, molecular function: phosphopyruvate hydratase activity; magnesium ion binding. Gene Ontology annotation, biological process: glycolytic process. The coding region runs from base 1 to 1371 and encodes 456 amino acids.
AUGAUCCGUGCCGUAAGUGCAGCGCAGCGCUUCGACUCUCGAGGCAACCCGACCGUCCAAGUCGAGCUUGACACAGAACUCGCUCACCGUACCCAAUCAGGCAAAUUCCGUGCCCUCGUCCCCUCGGGUGCCUCGACCGGCCAGCACGAGGCCGUCGAGCUGCGCGAUCACGACGCCUCGCGCUUUGGCGGCAAGGGCGUGGCCAAUGCCGUAGCCAACGUGCGCGAGACCAUCGGGCCGGCGCUGGUGCGGGAGCAGUUCGACGCCCGCAUGCAGCUACGCGACCUGGACGCUUUCAUGUGCCGGCUGGACGGGACGCCCAACAAGGCGCGGCUCGGCGCCAAUGCCAUCCUGGGGGUCAGCAUGGCCUUUGCGCGGCUGGCCGCUGCGGCUUCGCGCAUGUGGGCUGACGGAGAUGAUGGGCAGGGAGAACCGCUCUACGAAUUCCUCCGCCGAGAGGCGGGCGCCGACAAGGGCCCCUAUAUCAUGCCCGUGCCUUUCUUCAACGUCUUGAAUGGGGGCGUGCACUCGGGCAACACGAUGGCGUUUCAGGAGAUCAUGAUUGCGCCGGUCGGAGCCACGUCGUUCGAGGAAGCGAUGCGUAUGGGGUCGGAGGUAUACCAGGCGCUGAAGAAGAUUCUUGUGGAGAAAUUCGGCUCCCCCGCGACCGGAGUCGGCGACGAAGGCGGCUUUGCGCCCCCGAUAACUAAGCCGGAAGAGGCACUCGAUCUUUUGACCGCUGCAGUCAAGAGCAGCGGCUACACGGGCAAGAUCGCCUUCGCAAUUGAUCCAGCGUCGUCCGAAUUCUUCCGGGACGGCGUCUACGACCUCGGCUUCAAGGACAAGACAGCCGACAGGCGCAGCCCCCAGCAGAUGCAGCAGUUGUACCAGGGGCUUGUCAAUGGUCAAUACCCCAUUGUGCUCCUGGAAGACCCGUUUGCCGAGGACGACUGGGAUUCUUGGACCGAGUUUAACAAGACUUGCGGGAUAGAACUGGUGGGCGACGACCUCCUCGUUACGAAUGUUGAGCGUGUGCGCAUGGCGGACGAGAGGAAGGCAUGCAAUUCCAUGCUGCUGAAGGUCAACCAGAUCGGUACCGUCAGCGAAGCUAUCGAAGCCGCAAACUUGGCCUUCAGUCUCGGCUGGGGCGUCUUUGUGUCCCACCGCUCGGGAGAGACGACGGAUGACUUUAUUGCAGACUUGACCGUAGCUCUCGGGACCGGCCACCUGAAAUCGGGAGCUCCGUGUCGGGGGGAGCGCGUUGCCAAGUACAACCGGCUUCUUGAUAUCGAGGCCGAACUGAAGGCGUUGGGGAAGCCGUGUGUCUACGCUGGCGAAAGCUUCCGCUUCCCGUCCAAGCUCAAGACAUAG